Molecule: messenger RNA, 479 nt
Organism: Closterium sp. NIES-67
Lineage: Eukaryota; Viridiplantae; Streptophyta; Zygnematophyceae; Desmidiales; Closteriaceae
Source: the annotation of a GenBank genome assembly
UGAGGGAGGAUGAACAGAGGGAAAAGAACAGAGGGAGUAAGAACAGAGGGAGUAAGAACAGAGGGAGUAAGACCAGAGGAAGUGAGAACAGGGGGAGUAAGAACAGGGGGAGAAACAACAGAGGGAGGAAGAGCAGACGGAGGAAGAACAGAGGGAGGAAGAACAGAGGGAGGAAGAACAGAGGGAGUAAGAACAGAGGGAGGAAGAACAGGGGGAGUAAGAACACAGGGAGGAAGAACAGAGGGAGGAAGAACAGAGGGAGGAAGAACAGAGGGACAAAGAACAGAGGGAGUAAGAACAGAAGGAGGAAGAACAGAGGGAGGAAGAACAGAGGGAGUAAGAACAGAGGGAGGGAGAACAGAGGGAGUAGGAACAGAAGGAGGAAGAACAGAGGGAGGAAGAACAGAGGGAGGAAGAACAGAGGAAGUUAGAACAAAGGGAGGAACAUACUGAGGGAGGAAGAAGAGAGGGAGGAUGAA